Phyllostomus discolor (pale spear-nosed bat) is the source of this 1783-nucleotide messenger RNA. Its product is annotated as elongation factor 1-alpha 1-like. The record is from RefSeq and is a predicted model, not a curated record. Gene Ontology annotation, biological process: translation; translational elongation. Lineage: Eukaryota; Metazoa; Chordata; Mammalia; Chiroptera; Phyllostomidae. Gene Ontology annotation, molecular function: GTPase activity; translation elongation factor activity; GTP binding. The transcript has a single exon.
UGGCUUUUUCACAACAGGUUUGCCACCAGAAUACAGGUGUCGAGAAAACCACCACUUAAAUCAAAGCCAAAAUGGGAAAGGAAAAGACUCACAUCAACAUUGUGGUUAUUGGACACAUAGAUUCCGGCAAGUCUACCACUACUGGCCAUCUGAUCUACAAAUGUGGUGGGAUCAACAAAAGAACCAUCGAAAAAUUUGAGAAGGAGGCUGCUGAGAUGGGAAAGGACUCCUUCAAGUAUGCCUGGGUCUUGGAUAAACUGAAAGCUGAACGUGAGCGUGGUAUCACCAUUGAUAUCUCCCUGUGGAAAUUCGAAACCAGCAAAUAUUACGUGACCAUCAUUGAUGCCCCAGGACACAGAGACUUUAUCAAGAACAUGAUUACAGGGACAUCUCAGGCUGACUGUGCUGUCCUGAUCGUUGCUGCUGGUGUUGGUGAGUUUGAAGCAGGUAUCUCCAAGAAUGGGCAGACCCGUGAGCAUGCCCUUCUGGCUUAUAUGCUGGGAGUGAAACAGCUGAUCAUUGGUGUUAACAAAAUGGAUUCCACUGAGCUGCCCUACAGCCAGAAGAGAUACGAGGAAAUUGUUAAAGAAGUCAGCACCUACAUUAAGAAGAUUGGCUAUAACCCUGACACAGUAGCAUUUGUGCCAGUUUCUGGUUGGAAUGGCGACAGCAUGCUGGAACCAAGUGCAAAUAUGCCUUGGUUCAAGGGAUGGAAAGUCACCCGGAAAGAUGGCAGUGUCAGUGGAACUACACUGCUUGAAGCUCUGGAUUGCAUCCUGCCACCGACUCGUCCAACUGAUAAGCCCCUGCGUCUGCCUCCCCAGGAUGUCUACAAAAUUGGUGGCAUUGGUACUGUCCCUGUGGGCUGAGUGGAAACUGGUAUUCUCAAACCUGGCAUGGUGGUCACUUUUGCUCCAGUCAAUGUUACAAGUGAAGUAAAGUCUGUUGAAAUGCACCAUGAAGCUUUGAGUGAAGCUCUUCCUGGGGACAAUGUGGGCUUCAAUGUCAAGAAUGUGUCUGUCAAAGAUGUUCAUCAUGGCAAUGUGGCUGGUGACAGCAAAAAUGACCCACCAAUGGAAGCAGCUGGCUUCACAGCUCAGGUGAUUAUCCUCAACCAUCCAGGCCAAAUCAGUGCUGGAUAUGCACCUGUUCUGGAUUGUCACACAGCUCAUAUUGCUUGCAAAUUUGCUGAGCUGAAGGAAAAGAUUGAUCGUCGCUCUGGGAAAAAGCUGGAAGAUGGCCCAAAGUUUUUGAAAUCUGGUGAUGCUGCCAUUGUUGAUAUGGUUCCUGGCAAGCCCAUGUGUGUUGAGAGCUUCUCUGACUAUCCUCCUCUGGGCCGCUUGGCUGUUCGUGACAUGAGGCAGACAGUUGCUGUUGGUGUCAUCAAAGCAGUGGACAAGAAGGCAGCUGGAGCUGGCAAAGUCACCAAGUCUGCCCAGAAAGCUCAAAAGGCUAAAUGAAUAUUACCCCCAACACCUGCCACCCCAGUCUUAAUCAGUGGUGGAAGAACAGUCUCAGAACUGCUUGCCUCAAUUGGCCACUUAAGUUUAAUAGUAAAGGACUGGUUAAUGAUUACAAUGCAUCGUAAAACCUUCAGAAGGAAAGGAGAAUGUUUUGUGGACCAUUUGUGUGUGUGUGUGUGUGUGUGUGUGUGUGUGUGUGUGUGUGGCAGUUUUUAAGUUAUUAGUUUUUAAAAAUCAGUACUUUUUAAUGGAAACAACUUGACCAAAAUCUGUCACAGAAUUUUGAGACCCAUUAAAACAAAGUUUAAUGAGAAAAAAAA